AAAACGUCCUUAAAGCCAAACGAUGUAGUUUCCUGUACCUACGAUAUUAACUACGCCCUGGGUCAUUCUACCUUGUUUAGGGAAAUAUCAUCCCUCGUGUGUAUGGCCAGGAAGGUUAUGCAGCAUUGAAUUCCUUCCUGUGCAGACAGACUGGUUGUUUUUACUGCACCAAUGUUAACGUCACCAAAGUCAAGUAGUUUUGGUCCAGCAAAUAAGGUUGAGUUGGUCCAGGUGAGAAGCCACACAAGCCAAAAUGGCAAUGGACGGGAGGGAGCUUAAUAGCACGGAUGAGCCGGACUUGGACAAUAGAACAGUCUUGUAUAUGAGUGAUUUUGCCAUCUUUUCAAUCAACGGACCCUUAGUCAUUCUCAACCUAAUGACAAACAUCUUCUUUGGGUUUUGUUUGAUGACACGCAAAACACAACAGGUGAAGCAACCUUUAUCGAUACUGCUGGGAUCCAUUGUUUGCUGUACAAUACUUUAUGUAUUGUCUGUUACUUUGAUGACUUGUGUGUUAGAGUGGGUCAAAUCUGAUGUAGCUGCUAUGAUAUCUUAUACAAUUGUGCUUCUGUUGAUGCGUGUGAACAUGACCUCUUAUGUAUGGCUGAUGUUUUACUACCACAUCAUGAUCGUCCCGUCACAGCAGGUCCUCUUCCUCUGGGUGAAGAAGAACAUUAAAUCUGUCAUCUACGUUGUGAUGCUUUUGGACAGCCUGAUUUUUCUGUGCGAUGCCUCCUUCGAAAUUACUUCUUCAAUGGAUUAUUUCAGAUUUAACAAUGGUACCGAGUUUGUUUUUAUUGACAUUGGUAUUGCAUUGGUUUCCAUUGUCUAUAUAUACUUGUUUCUCUGCCUGUUUGUUAUGAUGAUAUCCUGCUUCGCCACGGCCCACUACCUGAACAAACACAUGAAAAACCUUUCAGUGAGUGACGGAUCCCUCUCCAACCCACGGCUUCACAGUCAGAUCAGAGUCACUGUCACAGGCAUCCUUCAAGGGGUGCUCUGCUUCCUCUGUACCAUUUGCGAUCUAGUGGAUGUGAUGUCCUUUUAUUUAUCACCAUACUUCGAAUUUGAUGUUUACAUCCACCUCACGGCCAUCAACUUGUACAUUUUUGGCACCACUAUCAACCUUGCAGUCGGCCAGACUCUCUUUAGGGAAAGGGCAGUGCUUGUGUGGAAGGCAGUCAAAAAAAGACUUUGCAAAGGGAAGUCAUCGAAGGAUCUGAGACCUCCUGGAAAUCUGGUGACAACGACAUCGCUUUCUAUCAUAGAAAGCUCUGGUGUUGACACGGCCAUGUCACUGUGAUUAUAGAAUGGUUCAUACUAGAAAGAAAAAAGUAGUGCAUUUCUUGCCGUUUUUGUUUAGUGCAAAUUGAAUACAUUGAAGAUUAGACUAGCUAUGAUUAAAUUCCAUUAGGCUAAUAUAAUGAAAUGGCAUUCCGGAAGAGUUUAGAUAGAAGGUUUAGAAAGAUUGUUGUUGUCUUUUUUACUGAAACUGAACUGAAAAAAAAACGCAGGCUA
Messenger RNA from Gadus macrocephalus (Pacific cod), 1518 nucleotides. RefSeq lists its product as uncharacterized. The record is from RefSeq and is a predicted model, not a curated record. The transcript has a single exon. NCBI's taxonomy places the organism in Eukaryota, Metazoa, Chordata, Actinopteri, Gadiformes, Gadidae. The coding region runs from base 254 to 1303 and encodes 349 amino acids.